This is a messenger RNA of Malus domestica (apple), 3118 nucleotides long. RefSeq names its product beta-1,3-galactosyltransferase GALT1-like. The record is from RefSeq and is a predicted model, not a curated record. Gene Ontology annotation, cellular component: Golgi membrane. Gene Ontology annotation, molecular function: UDP-galactose:N-glycan beta-1,3-galactosyltransferase activity; carbohydrate binding. Lineage: Eukaryota; Viridiplantae; Streptophyta; Magnoliopsida; Rosales; Rosaceae.
AUAAAGACCAAAACAGUUUCUUCUUUAUGGUUUCCCACCGUUAAGGCGUAGACGCGAAGUUUUUCAAACGACAACGAUCCAUCACCCCCUGCACUUUCUCUCCCAUUUCCAAUUUUCUCGGUGAAUUUUCUCUCACUUUCCGGCAUUCUUCCCAAACAGAAAGUUUCCGCUUCGGCUUCGGCUUCUUCUCCUCACGAGCUUGCAUUUUGAUCUUCUUCGGCUGCUUCCGCGUUCGGAUCUGCCAAUCCAGUCCAGUCCAGUCCAGUAGCUUGCUUCUUGAUUCAAUCGAUUCGAGAACUGUUUGGUUGCCGGGAAAGUUGACUAUUCAACCAGAAUCGAGCUUAGCAUUUGUAUUUGCCGUUUCUAGUCACAAGACGAUCGGAGAGCAAGUCUCUGGUGUUUCUGGAAAUAGCCUGGGAAGCAAAGUGGAUUUUGAUUCCAGAUAAUAUGCGAUCGAAACGAUUGAAGUUGGACCUUGAGAAUUAUAUUGUGGUAGUGUCUCUGGAGGAUAAAUUUGUUGGCAGAACCAUAGUUGGUUUCUCUUUGGAUGGCAGUGGGAAAAGGAAGAUGUGAAACGUUUACUUGACACUUGACAGAAGUAGAGAUCCUUCCACGUAUACAUCUUGUGACCUGUUUAUCUCUUACUGAAGAUCCUUAGCUAUUUGCGUUUGGCAGAUCAUUCUUCUCUCUCUGUAUAAGCACCUGGUCUCUUUGGAUUUUCCUGCGAGGGGUUGACGUUUAUUGAUUCAUGCACGUGAUUACCAAAUGGUGUUAAUUGGGCUUCAUGAUGAGCAAUAACUUGGGAAAUUGGGCUCAGAGCUGUUGAUUAAAUUUUGUAAUCACCAGAAUGAAGAAAUCGUAUGGCAUUAUUGUGGCUGCAUGUCUAUUCAUGAUGCUAGUUUUGAGAUAUGGCAUCUUAAACUAUCCCGCUGGGGAUAGUUUCUUAAGCAAUGCACUCUACAUCAAUACUAGUAAUCCUCUUGAAUGGUUAAAUACUACUCUACCUGCAGUUCAGAAUCGAGAGAAUGCUUCUGAAGUGAUUUCUGCCGAGAUUAUAGUCUUUAGCCUCUUUGCUCAGAGGAAUGUAUCCAAUGAAGAGCAGCAAACGAUGCAGACGUGGAACCUUUUGAAACACCUGAUUAAUCAAACUCGGGGUUUGCCUAAUGCGGUGGAUGCUAUAAGGGAAGCUGGAGUUGCAUGGAAUAGUCUUAUGGCUUCGGUUGAAGAGCAAAGACUUGGUUAUACAAACGAAAGUUCACCUGGGAAAACAAAAGAAAAACAGUGUCCUCAUUUUCUUAAUAAAAUGAACGGGACAGGAGUCGACAAUAGUGUUUCUAAGUUGCGGGUCCCUUGUGGCCUAACCCAAGGUUCUUCAAUUACAGUUAUUGGCAUUCCGAAUGGACUUCUUGGAAAUUUUCGAAUUGAAUUAAUGGGCGAGCCUCUUCCGGGGGAGCCCGAUCCACCUGUAAUAUUGCAUUAUAAUGUUAGGCUAAGCGGUGAUAAGGUAACUGAGGACCCUGUAAUUGUCCAGAACACCUGGACUGUUGCUCAUGAUUGGGGUGAAGAAGAGCGUUGCCCAUCUCCAACUCCUGAAAAGAACAAUAAGGUGGAUGAGUUGGACCAGUGCAACAAGAUAGUCGGAAAAACUGAAGAGCAGAGAAUACGUUCCAAUGUUUCAAGGCAGGCUUCAACUGCACAAGAUGGAUCAAAGUCCAGAAGAUACUUUCCAUUUAAGCAAGGUUAUCCAUUUGUUGCUACACUUAGAGUGGGUUCAGAAGGAAUCCAAAUGACCGUUGAUGGGAAGCAUCUAACGUCUUUUGCAUUCCGCGAAACAUUGGAGCCAUGGCUUGUCAGUGAAUUAAGGAUAUCUGGAGACUUGAAAUUAAUUUCUGUCCUAGCCAGCGGUUUACCCACGUCAGAGGAUUCAGAGCACAUAAUUAAUUUACAAGAACUCAAAUCUGCUCCUCUCUCGCCUCACAAACAAAUGGAUCUCUUUAUUGGUGUUUUCUCUACCGCAAACAAUUUUAAACGACGGAUGGCUGUUCGAAGAACAUGGAUGCAGUAUGCUGCUGUACGAUCAGGGGCAGUUUCAGUGCGCUUUUUUGUUGGUUUGCAUAAGAACCAAAUAGUGAAUGAGGAACUUUGGAAAGAGGCACAAACCUAUGGAGACAUACAGCUGAUGCCUUUUGUUGAUUACUAUGGCCUCAUUACCUGGAAAACUCUGGCCAUCUGCAUCUUUGGGACGGAGGUUGUUUCAGCAAAGUUUGUCAUGAAGACGGAUGAUGAUGCAUUUGUUCGUGUGGAUGAAGUGCUAGCUUCCUUACACAGGAUAAAAGUGAAUCGUGGCUUGCUUUAUGGCCUCAUUAACUCAGAUUCCCGACCUCAUCGAAAUCCAGACAGCAAAUGGUAUAUCAGCUCUGAGGAAUGGCCCGAAGAGACUUACCCACCUUGGGCACAUGGUCCUGGUUAUGUGGUAUCGAAUGACAUAGCAAAGACAGUUUCCCAGCGAUAUAAAAACGGCAGAUUAAAGAUGUUUAAGCUGGAAGAUGUGGCGAUGGGAAUCUGGAUUGCGGAUAUGAAAAAGGAAGGUCUGAAUGUACGGUAUGAGAAGGAAGAGAAGGUCUACAACGAAGGGUGCAAGGACGGGUAUGUCGUUGCACAUUACCAAGGUCCCAGGGAGAUGCUUUGUCUCUGGCAGAAAAUUCAAGAAGGGCAAGUUGCUAAAUGCUGUGGUGGUGAUAGGUAGACACAAUUAGAUCAUUCGUUCCAUAUUGGAACCUUUUAGUUAAGAGUUUCACGAUCAACCUCCGAAGCUGAAGAGAGAAAUCUUGGUAGCCCGAUCAUUUUGUCGAGAGUAGAUGACCGAGAUUGACCAGAGCCGAGACCCUACCAAGGCACUAACUAAGAGAGGAGAUGGUCAUCUUAGUAACGAGCUUACUAUUACUGUAUAUUUUAGGUGUGCCAUAGGAUAUAGUAUGACAGAGGAGAGGUGGAGAGAUCUGUUGAUGUGUAGAAUCCGCGCAGAGUAGCAUUAGCGUUAUUUUCGCACUCUUGGCUCUUUCCAUUUGCAUCCGAUACUUUUUUUGCAGUAAUUCAAUGGAAAAUACAGAAAAAUAGA